Molecule: messenger RNA, 3434 nt
Organism: Dromaius novaehollandiae (emu)
Lineage: Eukaryota; Metazoa; Chordata; Aves; Casuariiformes; Dromaiidae
Gene: CPPED1
Product: calcineurin like phosphoesterase domain containing 1
Exons: 4
Coding region: 102-1046 (314 amino acids)
Molecular function (GO): hydrolase activity
Source: RefSeq, a predicted model, not a curated record
CGCGCGCCCAGGCCCCGCCCCCGGGGUGGCCCCGCCCCUCUCGCGCGGCCUGGGGCCAGGUUGCGGCUCCGGCGUCGCGCGGCGGCCGUUAGGCGGGCGGCAUGGCGGUGGCGGCGGGGGACGAGGUGUUCCUGAGAGCGCGGGGCCGGACGCUGAGCGCCUUCCGCGAAGAUAAGGAGUACGAAUGGAAGGGGCCUUUCUACUUCAUCCAAGGAGCAGAUCCUCAGUUUGGGCUGAUGAAAGCUUGGGCAAUUGGAGACUGUGACAAUGGAGGUGAUGAAUGGGGAGAAGAGAUCAAAUUAACAGAGCAAGCUGUGCAAGCCAUUAACAAGCUAAAUCCGAAACCCAAGUUCUUCGUGUUGUGCGGAGAUCUUAUCCAUGGAAUGCCAGGAACUCAGUGGAGGAAGGACCAAGAGCAAGAUCUGAAGCACGUUCUGAAGAACACUGACCAGGACAUCCCGUUAGUAUUUGUCAGCGGCAAUCAUGAUAUUGGCAAUACUCCAACCAGUGAAACAAUAGAUAGUUAUUGCAAGAACUGGGGAGAUGAUUAUUUCAGCUUUUGGGUUGGAGGUGUUUUCUUUCUUGUGCUGAAUUCUCAGUUAUACUUCGAUUCUUCUAAAUGCCCCGAGUUAAAGCAAGCCCAGGAUGUGUGGCUUAAUGGACAGCUGGCCGUAGCAGAAAAACGUAAGUGCAAGCAUAUUAUAGUAUUUCAGCACAUCCCUCUAUUUCUGAGGAAGCCUGAUGAAGAAAAUGACUAUUUCAACUUGGAAAAAUCAGUUCGUCAAGAGAUAAUGGAGAAGUUUCAUAAAGCAGGUGUUAAAGCUGUGUUUUCUGGACAUUACCAUAGGAAUGCUGGAGGAUCCUACAGAGGACUGGAAAUGGUGGUUUCAUCAGCAAUAGGAUGUCAGCUGGGAGAAGAUCAACACGGGCUUCGAGUGGUUGUUGUCACAGCUGAAAAGAUUGUUCACAGAUAUUACAGUUUAAAUGAACUGAGCAGCCAAGGAAUAGAUAAAGAUCUUGUGGAUAUGCUUGCUAAGCAAAAUUAGGCUAUAUCAAAUCCCUUUUAACUCAAGUGGUUGAUGGGUGUUUUUCCACAUUAAACGAAUGGGAAGUUUCAGAAGUUUCCACAUGCUGAAGAUACAGAUUUCUGAUUGUGCACCAUGCCCAACACACCUCUCUAUUUGUUUAAAUCCUAAAUAACAAGAAAGUUGUUGAGGGGUUUCCCCUUUACAAAAUGAGACCUCUCAGUAAUGGAAAAAUAACAGAACGAAUACGGUAAUGUGUCUUUGAAAAGGACCGUCCUAAGAUUUUUCACGCUGAUCCUGGACUUUGUUAUUACAGAAGAAGUAUAUCCAAGAAUAAGAGUAGUUGCUUCUAGAUAACCCUGCAAUUCAAGUCUAUUUUAAUUUGAUAUUUAAGACAUUUUAAAAUCAGUAAAUUUAAUCAUUUCUGUUACAUUCCAAACAAUAUGCCAUGUUUUUACUCCAGAGGGACAAAUCUAAAACUCAGUGAAAUCAUCAGACUCACACUGACUUUUAACAACCUUUGGAUCAGACCUUGUUGCCUACAGAGGUCAUAUUUUCUCCCAUUUUCCAUACUCUCAUUUUCUUAGUUCUUCAGAGCCAGCAGCAAUAAGAGAGCAAACACAUUCCAUUUUGCAAAGUCACAGCUUGGGUUUUCAUUAUAUCCUGAUUUUAUAUUAUGAAACAUCUAUAAAUGACACUAAUACAGAUGCCACUGAGAGAAAUUAAACAUGGAACAAUUAUUUUCCUUUUGAAAUUUAACCACCAUUCAAUUAGCAUAUAUUAUUGCUCUGUUUUCAAAAGUUGGAAUACCUGUACCGAGAAAAUAUCCUCUAAGAAAACUAUCAUCCGUAGUCACUGUUGAUUUCUAGAUACAUGGAAAGCUUUGAUUUUUAAAUGCAAUUUAAUAGUGCCUUGUAAUAUUAUAGCCAAUGAAUAUUAAAACUUGUAAAAGAUGCAUUUUCUUCACUGGAAGAAGUCUAAAAAAGAAUAUAACAAGAUUAAGAGAAAAAUUACAUUCUAAGUCUAAGUUCAUGUGCUGCAAACUGUCUAAUUCUGUAGCAAAUGUCUGAUUUGUUUUCUAUUAAAUACAAAAAAACUGCCUUCAUUUAAUUAACACAUACCUCUUUUCUACAUUCAAGUAUUUAGCUGAACAUAUUAUAAUACCUGUCAAAGGUGAGCCACCAGUAGAGCUAGCACAGCUUCACAACCUGAAGAUGGAAUAACACAAAUAAGACUGGGCAGAAAAGUAAUGAAUCACCCAUACCCACACUCACCCCACACGGACACCACCACCUCCCUCCCAAUCCCUAGAGGAUACUACCGGUGUUUUAAGUAUGGCGAGAGAGGUGAUGUACUAUGCCAAAGCAUUAGUUUCAUUACAUUUUACUCACAACGGUUUAGCUACUUCAGCGGUUUAGCACACUUCAACCUUUAUCUGUGGGGCUGGUGAGAUCCUAAAAUUCAUUCUGUAAAAUUUUAGACUGUUGCUUUCUUGAAACAGGGAAACAGCCAUACCUGUAGAUGGACAGGACCAAAUGUGGGCUACCUUCCCAUGCUAAUUGCCUAAGCACAGGUCACAUUGGAUUCAAAAGGAAAGAAACGGAUUCUGCUUUUGUUCUCCAACUGGUUUUGCUUAACUGAAUGUUUUGCAUCUUACUUUCAAGGAAACAUCUGGGAACUGAGAACUUUGAAAUAGGCAGGUAUGUAAGUAACCAAAUGGUCAGUUCAUCAAAAGUUAAGCGCCCAUUAUUUCUAGUACUUUUUCAAAAAUCUGGCUGGGUGCAUAGAUGUCUCAAGCCACAAAGUACUUCUAAAAUUUGGUCUUAGGUAACCUGGAGCUUUAGUAAUCACAGCUAAUUAACAGUCUGUUGCAGGAUCUGAUGCUACUGUAUGUUUUGCGGAGGCAAGAAUAGUCUCUCUCUGACUUAAACCUUUUAACUCUGUCAGUUUAAAUCUUAAGGCUGAAGUAGUACCUGAGGGAGCUGAGAUAAUCUAAGCAUGCCAUGUUCUCUUUGCUCUGGCACAGUAUUGUAAAGCAGAAUGUAGGAAAUGUAUAGACUGCUUCUUAAUAUGCCUGUUUAUUAAAGGAUAGAAUUUUAACUGAAUGUAUGAAGCCUGGGAGAGUCAAACUUUUAACUUCAGGAGAAAGUCCACAAAUAUGAAGAUUUUAGUAGUACUUGCAUAUAGUGUUGUAAAAAAAUAAUUUCAGAGGUAUGAUGUACUAAUACAAAAAAGAAAUGUUUUAUAAGGAACACUUCAUGUUUUAGAAAUAAUUCUUUCAAGUUUUCUCUUUUUUUGUAAACGGCAUUUUAUCAUUAGAAUUUCUGUGCUGUUUUGUCAUGAAACUACCACUUAAGUACAAAUCUGGAGUUCAAUUAAAAAAAAAAUAAAGGUUAUUUUAUAUCCCAA